GUAAUCACUAAAUUUUAACUAAUACUAUCUUUGCUUCCAGUAGUGUUCUAUGAGUAUAAUUUUAUCAACAUGUAAAUAUGUGAGGCAUUGAUUCUCAUAAUAAUUCUAUAUGCUAGGUACUUAAAGCAUCCCCAUUUUCCAAAUGUAGGAAACAGGCAAAAAGAAGGUAAAUACUUGGCCAGAUUACUCCUGUAAUCCCAGCACUUUGGGAGGCCAAGGCAGGCAGAUGGCUUGAGCUCAGGAGUUUGGAACCAGCCUGGGCAACAUUGUGAAACCCCAUCUCUACUAAAAAUGCACAAAAAGAACUAAUUUAAGUUUCUUGUAGGAUUCUGGUUAUAAAACACUGGUCAAACACACAGGGCAUGGAUAGGGCAGGGCCAGGGACAAGGUCAGGCCAGGAAGGGGCCAGGGCCAAGGCAGGGCCAGAGCUGGACUUGGAGGUGUCCUGGUCUGAUUUGCCCUGCCCCAACGUUGGCCCAGCCCUGCUCUGGCACGUCCUGUCAUGUCCUGUCCCUGGCCUGAGCAUUGGCCCUGGCCCUGUCCUGCUUCUGGCCCUGCCCCGGAGUUGACCAGGCACUGCCAUGGCCCAGUCCUGCAUUGCCCUGCCCUCCUCUGCCCUGGUGCUACCAUGGCCCUGCUUGGGCCCUAGCUCUGCCUCGACUCUGGACCUGCCCUGACUCUGCUCAGCCCUGGAUCUACCCUGACUCUGCCUUGGUGUUGCCCUCCCAUCUCUAUGGCCUGGCUCUGGCCAUGCCUUGCACAGACCAUGCUCUGCCCUGCGUGCCCCAGCCUGGGUCCAGCCCUCAUCCUACCAUAUUCCUGACCCCAGCCAUACCCUUGUUCUCGCCAUGACCCUGCCGUGGCCCUCUCCUGGCCCUUCCUUGAUCCUGCCCUGCCCUUCCAUGCCCUGGCCUUGCCCUCACCCUGCAUUGGCCCUGCACUGGUCCUGCCCUGCCCUGGCACUGCCUUGGCCCCGGCCCUGCCUUCUUCCUGGCCUUGCCUUUGCCCUGCCCUGGCCUGACCCCAGGCCUACUGAGUCCAUGAAAUGGCCCUGGACCUGCCUUGCCAUCCUCUGUCCUGGCCCUAUAUUGUCCCCACCAUGCUCUGGUCCAGCGCUUGCCCUAGCCCUGUUGCUAGUCCUGCCACUGCUAUGGCCCUGCUCUGUUUUUGGCCGUGCCCUGUGCUACCCUAGCCCUGCCCUGCCUUGGCCUUGGCCCUACCAUGGCCUUCUCUUACCCUGGCCUGGCCCUACCCUGGCCUUUUCUACCCUGGCCUUGCCCUUCCCUGGUCUUGCCCUGCCCUGGCCUUGUCCUGCCAUGGCCCUGGCCCUGCCAUGUCCCUGCCCUGGCCCUGGUUCUUCCCUGCUUCUGGACCUGGCCUUGGUCCUCUCAUGUCCCUGGCUGUGACCCUGCCCCUGGUUUUUCUCUGGCCAUGACCCUGCCCCAGUUCUGUCCUAUCCCUGGCCCUGUCUCAGUUCUGUCCUAGCCCUGGCCUUUCACAGUACUUUAUGCUUAGUAAGGGCUCCAUGGUGUCUGUGAGUUGAAUGUUGUGUUCAUAGUAUCUGCCAAAACAGAAAGAAAAAAGUAAAAUAUUUUGAUAAGAAGUUAAAGCUUUGUAUAUAAUAUGCCUUGAAUUGUAAGUGCCUGUUAUUAGUUGUAUUACAUAUGGGUCAUGGCUUUGUACACGUAACUCCAAACCAUUGAUACUGUUAAAAGGAUAUAUGAAUAUAUGAAAGAAUGUAUAAACGUAAGAAUGUAUCAGUAUCUAAUGACCUUUCCAAAUUAAUUUUUAUUUUUAGCUCUAUUAGAUUUUUCUCAGUGUAACAAAUGUUUAUUCCUAUGUAAUUAAGGGUGUGUUUCCUGUACAGAAUAUUCAUAAUACCUAAUUGAAAAUUAUAUGAUACAAAAAUAUAAUACUAUUUUUAGGCCAAGCAUGGUGGCUCAUACCUGUAAUCCCAACA
Messenger RNA from Homo sapiens (human), 1960 nucleotides. RefSeq names its product formin-2-like. The coding region runs from base 849 to 1406 and encodes 185 amino acids. The record is from RefSeq and is a predicted model, not a curated record. NCBI's taxonomy places the organism in Eukaryota, Metazoa, Chordata, Mammalia, Primates, Hominidae. The transcript is spliced from 2 exons.